AUGGCGUCAUCUUUUGGGCAGCUGCGAGGCACUGAGAUGGCAUACCUCGAUAACGGCCUUCAUCCCGUACCUCACUCAGACGCAAUCGUCAACGAGCCGGCGUCACUGGAUUAUAUGGCGUAUCAUAGCGCGCAAAGUAGGGAUUCAGAGGCACCAGAAAGCAAGAAAAGAAUCUGUGGUGUGAACAAACAGGUCUUUAUUUUGUGGUGUGUGAUUGGAUUCAUGGUCUCUCUUCUGGUUAUUGUCGGCGGCGUGUUUGGAGCUAUGCUGGCACGACAAGAGUCAAGGAUACGAACGAUGGAAAAAUCGCGAGGGACGGGCGCCAUUUUGAUUAACAUUCACCCCUCCAGGACCGAAUCCGCUCCAGCGGCAGCGACUACAUGGCAAGUUAUCCCGGAUUGGCAGUAUAUCGGAUGCUACCGCGAUAAUUCUAAACGACUUUUUCGAGACAACACUACAGGCUUCACUGAUACUCAGACGAAUGAAGAGUGUAAGAACUUUUGCCAGAAAGAUUUCAGAUAUUUUGGGACAGAGGCCGGCGGCGAAUGCUAUUGCUCUAGCACUUCUCCGGACAAUGACUUUUUUUCGCCGCCAUGGAACUGCAACGAGCAGUGCAAGGGUAGCAGGGUGGGCGAAAAAUGCGGAGGGUCUUGGUACUUGAGCGUGUGGAAAAAAGUAUAG
Colletotrichum truncatum is the source of this 681-nucleotide messenger RNA. RefSeq names its product pyrrolo-quinoline quinone. The record is from RefSeq and is a predicted model, not a curated record. Lineage: Eukaryota; Fungi; Ascomycota; Sordariomycetes; Glomerellales; Glomerellaceae. Gene Ontology annotation, cellular component: plasma membrane.